Molecule: messenger RNA, 1589 nt
Organism: Stegastes partitus (bicolor damselfish)
Lineage: Eukaryota; Metazoa; Chordata; Actinopteri; Pomacentridae
Gene: sult2st2
Product: sulfotransferase family 2, cytosolic sulfotransferase 2
Exons: 6
Coding region: 132-995 (287 amino acids)
Molecular function (GO): sulfotransferase activity
Source: RefSeq, a predicted model, not a curated record
GGCAGCUCCACAUAAACAGACUCGUACAGCUUUAACGAGCAGCGCGGGUAGGACGGCGGAAGACAGGACAGCAGAGGAGCAGAUACUGAACUCUGGUCAAGGCAGUGUUCGGCCAGUCCAGCCUCUGAACGAUGACUGAAGCAGAGCUAUACUCGCUGUACAAGGGCGUUUAUGUGCCGACAUGUCUGCAUCCUCCUGAGAGCCUCCAGUACUACGAGGAGUUCACUUUCCGUCCCGAUGACAUCCUCAUUGUAACGUAUCCCAAGUCAGGUACGACUUGGAUGCAGGAGAUCGUUCCUCUGAUCGUGAGCGGAGGAGAUCCGGCCUCUGUUGAGAGUCUUCCUAACUGGGACCGCGUUCCCUGGCUGGAGGAGCAUCGAGCUAAAGUCCUUAACCUUGAAGAGAGGCCAUCACCACGCAUGUUUUCAACACACUUUCACAACAACAUGAUGCCUCCAUCAUUCUUUAAAGUAAAGCCAAAGGUGAUAUACGUGAUGAGGAACCCCAAAGAUGUGUUUACAUCUUCCUUUCACUAUUAUGGGAUGACCUCCUUCUUAGUGAACCCAGGGACAACGAGCGAGUUCCUGAGCACGUUCCUCGAUGGAAAAGUUAUGUUUGGCUCCUGGUUUGAUCAUGUAAAGGGUUGGCUAAAUGCUGAAAAUAAGGAGUGCAUACUCUACAUCUCAUAUGAAGAGCUGCUAAUGGACCUGAAGGAAUCUGUGGCCAGAAUCUCUCAGUUUCUGGAGAAACCUCUGGAUGCUAAGGUGACAGAGAAGAUAGCAGACCGAUGUUUGUUCAAGAACAUGAAGCAGAACAACAUGUCCAACUACUCUGCAGUUCCUCGAGAAUUCAUGGACCAGACCAAGUCUGAAUUCCUCAGGAAAGGAAUUGCUGGAGAUUGGAAAAAUCUGCUAACAUUAGCAGAAGCAGAACACUUUGACGCAGUUUACAAAGACAAGAUGAAAGAUGUCAAAUAUAAAUUUGUAUGGAAUUAAUAAAAACCUAAUGAAAGAAGAUGCAGCAGCCUUCCAUUUACUGAAAGUGCUUAUUGGUUUGUGUUAAAGGCACACUGAACUUUGUACCACAAAUCAAUAGGUUUGCUCUGAUAUGCAGUGAAACAUCAUGGUAAUGCAUUUUUCUCACUUUAACAGUGGAAUCUAGGACCAUGAUGACCUUUUCUGCUGAAUUAGUAAUUGUAUGUAUGUUGCUUUUUGAAUCAUCUGUCCUUCGUAACAACCCAAAUAAACUUUAAUUUUUAAUAUUCUGGAGUCUUUAGUUGUCUUCAGAGGAGAAUGCUCGUAGUCACUUUAAUAUUAACAGUGCGAGUUCAUGCUAUACAUUGUUGUUAGUAUGUUAGUGUAAAACAUUGAAUGUACAGUUGAAACUUUCAUCAUAAACAUAGAAAUGUACUUUAUAAUAAAUGCAAUGUUGGACCUUUCUGUAUUUGUAAUUAUAUAUUUCUGAACAAAUAUACAGAACGGCUAAAAGUUUGUUCACAGGGUCGAUUGCUUAUGUGGCGCUGCAACAUUUUUUUUUUGUAAAUGACUAUUAAUUAAUUUUAAAAAAGUGAAUAAAAUUGUAAUUACAAA